Dermochelys coriacea (leatherback sea turtle) is the source of this 444-nucleotide messenger RNA. Its product is annotated as 60S ribosomal protein L23-like. Gene Ontology annotation, cellular component: cytosolic large ribosomal subunit; ribosome. Bases 1 to 423 code for a protein of 140 amino acids. Gene Ontology annotation, molecular function: large ribosomal subunit rRNA binding; structural constituent of ribosome. The record is from RefSeq and is a predicted model, not a curated record. Gene Ontology annotation, biological process: translation. The transcript has a single exon. Lineage: Eukaryota; Metazoa; Chordata; Testudines; Dermochelyidae.
AUGUCCAAGCGAGGACGUGGUGGUUCGUCCGGUGCGAAAUUCCGUAUUUCCCUCGGUCUUCCUGUGGGAGCUGUGAUUAACUGUGCAGAUAACACAGGUGCCAAGAACCUGUACAUCAUCUCUGUGAAGGGGAUUAAGGGGCGCCUGAACAGGCUGCCAGCUGCUGGCGUAGGUGACAUGGUCAUGGCUACUGUCAAGAAGGGCAAGCCUGAACUCAGGAAGAAGGUACACCCGGCAGUGGUAAUUCGGCAGCGGAAUUCGUACCGGAGAAAAGACGGGAUGUUCCUCUAUUUUGAAGACAACGCGGGAGUGAUAGUAAAUAACAAAGGGGAAAUGAAAGGCUCAGCAAUCACAGGCCCCGUGGCUAAGGAAUGCGCAGAUCUGUGGCCCAGGAUAGCCUCCAAUGCUGGCAGCAUCGCAUAAACCUGCGCCUUCCUAGAGUUA